Racocetra persica is the source of this 236-nucleotide messenger RNA. The record is from the annotation of a GenBank genome assembly. NCBI's taxonomy places the organism in Eukaryota, Fungi, Glomeromycota, Glomeromycetes, Diversisporales, Gigasporaceae.
AUGACUGCUAAAGUUCGAAUGCCUGCACCUAACUUCACUGCUACCGCUGUUGUUGACGGACAGUUCAAACAAGUUUCUCUUAGCGACUAUGCUGGUCAAUAUGUUGUACUUUUUUUCUAUCCGAUGGAUUUUACGUUAGUUUGUCCAACUGAGAUUGUUGCCUUUUCUGAUCGUAUUGAUGAGUUUAAGAAGUUGAAUACAACAGUUUUAGCAGCUUCUUGUGACAGCCAAUUCGU